CCCAACUUCUUCCCCUGGAAGGCAAAUAAACCCUUCCCUCUCCAUUUUCCCACCAUCCUCUCCUUUCUCUCAACCUCUCCGCCUCGGAUUCCGCCCUAUCUCCCUUUCACCGCCUCAGAUUCGACUCUCUCUCUCUCUCACAAAUUUUUGAUCUAUUUCACUCUCCUUGUCGUGGCUUUGUUUUGACCGGAACAUUAUUCCGGCAGCUACCCAAGACCUCACUCCUCGACUAUUUAGUUUCCUCGCUGUCACUAUCUCAACGCCGGAGGAAAAACUUAAACAAAGAGUGAUAGGUCGAAGUGACACCGGUGUUGUAAUCGGUAAACCCAGAAGAAGCCCUAAGAGUACCGUCGAUUUUUGUGCUCUUAUCUUCUUCUGCUCAAUCUAUUUCGCGCACAUUGUACAGUGGAAAGUAACAGUAGCUUUGCAUGAGCCUGAUUUUCAGAUAAACAAAGAUGAGUCACGAUAGAAGUGUUAACGUUUCGCAUGAUGCUGUGAUUGCUAAACCCGAGCGUGGCACUAUGCUUCAGAGCUUCUCACCUAGGAGCCAUGGUUCUAAAGGAUAUUCUCUACCUCAAGAUUCAGAAGAAAAUAGAGGAUCAGUCGGCCAAAGUGCUGGUCAGAGUAGCACUAGUGUCGUUGAUCAGGUCCGGUCGCCAGCUGAUGAUGCUGGUGUCACUUCUUCAUCCACCAUAUGUCCAGCUCCUGUUUGUAGGCAAUUUUGGAAAGCUGGAAGCUAUAAUGAUGAAUUGAGUUCAAAGUCUCAGCAGCCAAAUGGAAAAAAUUAUCUUCAUGUGCACCCUAUGUUCCUUCACUCCAAUGCUACCUCACAUAAAUGGGCUUUUGGAGCUGUUGCAGAAUUGCUUGACAAUGCUGUUGAUGAGAUCCAAAAUGGGGCCACUUUUGUCAUUGUAGAUAAAACCACAAAUCCAAGGGAUGGUGCAACAGCUUUGCUAAUUCAAGAUGAUGGUGGUGGGAUGGAUCCUCAGGCAAUGCGGCAUUGUAUGGGUUUUGGAUUCUCAGAUAAAAAGUCGGAUUCAGCCAUUGGAAGAUAUGGAAAUGGUUUCAAGACCAGCACAAUGAGACUUGGGGCAGAUGUCAUCGUCUUCAGCCGCCAUUCGAAGAACCAAACAUUGACACAAAGUAUCGGGCUCCUUUCUUAUACAUACCUGACACGUACAGGCCAUGAUAGAAUAGUUGUUCCCAUUUUGGAUUACGAGUUUAAUGCUUCAGCUGGCGAGUUCAAGACAUUGCAAGACCGAGAACAUUUUAUAUCCAGUCUCUCUAUUCUACUAGAAUGGUCUCCAUUUUCAACAGAAGCAGAACUUUUGCAGCAGUUUGAUGAUGUUGGACCACAUGGGACAAAGGUUAUCAUCUAUAAUAUGUGGCUCAACAGUGAUGCUAAAUUGGAAUUAGACUUUGAUUCGGUUGCAGAGGAUAUUCUCAUUGAAGGAAGCAUAAAAAAAACUGGAUCUAAGAUUGUGAAUGAUCAUAUUGCCAGCCGGUUUUCUUACUCUCUUCGUGUUUACCUAUCUAUAUUAUACUUGCGGAUUCCUGAGACUUUCAAGAUAAUUUUGCGUGGUAAGGUUGUCGAACAUCAUAACGUUGCUGAUGAUCUCAUGCAUCCGCAGUACAUCUUGUAUAAGCCUCAGGCUGCUGGAUCUGAAGAGGCUUUAGUUGUAACGACGAUUGGAUUUCUGAAAGAAGCUCCCAAAGUAAAUCUUCACGGGUUCUGCGUUUAUCACAAAAACCGCCUUAUUAUGCCAUUUUGGCAGGUCAUAAAUUAUUCAAGCAGUCGAGGAAGAGGGGUUGUUGGUGUUCUAGAAGCUAAUUUUGUUGAGCCAACCCAUAACAAGCAGGAUUUUGAGAAAACUGUUCUUCUUCAGAAGCUUGAAAACCGUUUAAAGGAAAUGACGGUGGAGUAUUGGAGCUGCCAUUGUGUGUUGAUUGGGUAUCAAGUAAAUAAGAAGCCUCGUCUUCAGAUACCUCAAAAAGUUCAACCUGCCGGUAGACAAGCAUUAAGUCCUCCUCCAGGCUUCCAAGCAGUUUUUCCACAAGGAAAUACAACAUCUCUCCCUAGAGUUUCAACUCAGCCAGUGCUGUUGGAGAAGAGGAAAGAACAUCCUGAUUCUGUUGCAAGUGCAGCGUUAAAAAGAAAGGUUGGGAAUGAUGACUUUACUGUCCCGGGGCAUAUUCGGGUUGAACAGUUUAUUCAUGGAUCAGCAAGUCAGUCACAAGAUAUUGAAACUGUCAAGUUGAUGGAAGAAAACAAGAAGCUCCGAGCAAAAUGUUUGGACCGCAAGGUGCGAAGUCAGAACCUUGAAGUCAAGGCCAUGAAUCUUAGGAGUGAGCUCGAGAACUAUAAAAGUGAGUAUGAAAGGUUAAUGGUAGAGCUACAAGCUUUGGAUUUGGUGAAAGACGAGCACAGAAGAAAUGUAAAUACGUAGAAACUUCCUCUGCACUUAAAAAAACACUCUUUUUUGGCUGGUCGUAUCCAUCUUCUAGGUAUGAAAACUAGAGAUCCUUAGUUUAUGGGCUGUCUCGGAAAGACAAAACAAAAUGUGUAAAAACAGGAUUCAUGUUUAUGAAUCUUUUUGUCUAGAAGAUUCAGCAAAGUUAUGGAAAAUAUAUAACUUUCUAAAA
This is a messenger RNA of Arabidopsis thaliana (thale cress), 2643 nucleotides long. It is a transcript of the gene DMS11, whose product is annotated as Histidine kinase-, DNA gyrase B-, and HSP90-like ATPase family protein. Bases 456 to 2447 code for a protein of 663 amino acids. The transcript has 20 exons. The record is from RefSeq and is marked reviewed. Gene Ontology annotation, molecular function: ATP hydrolysis activity. NCBI's taxonomy places the organism in Eukaryota, Viridiplantae, Streptophyta, Magnoliopsida, Brassicales, Brassicaceae. Gene Ontology annotation, biological process: positive regulation of defense response. Gene Ontology annotation, cellular component: nucleus.